AUGGAGGAAGAACUAGAACAGUUUGAGCAUAAUGAUGUUUGGGAGCUGGUUCGUAGACCAGUAAAUGUGAAUAUCAUUGGGACUAAAUGGAUUUUCAAAAACAAGAUUGAUGAGAGUGGAGUUGUGGUUCAAAAUAAAGCAAGGUUGGUUGCACAAGGGUAUACUCAGAUCGAAGGAGUGGACUUUGAAGAGACAUUUGCUCCAGUAGCAAGACUUGAAUCAAUUAGAUUGUUUUUGGGUAUGGCUUGUAUCCUGAAUUUCAAGGCUCCAAGAGCUUGGUAUGAAAGACUAACUAGUUUUCUUAUGGAGAAGGGCUAUAACAGAGGAAGUGUGGACAAGAUUUUGUUCAUCUUAGAACAAGAGGAUGACAUCAUGAUGGUUCAGAUUUAUGUUGAUGACAUUAUCUUUAAGAGUACUUCAAAGAAGCUGGUGGACAAUUUUGUGAACAGCAUGACACAAGAAUUUGAGAUGAGUCUGGUUGGAGAGCUUAAAUAUUUUCCUGGGUCGCAGAUUACUCAGUCUGAUCAAGGGAUUUUUAUUUCACAAAGUACUUAUGCAAGACAACUUCUUAAGAAGUUUCAGAUGGAUAAAUGUAAAGAAGCCAAGAUACCUAUGAGUACUUCAUUAAAAUUGUCAAAAGAUCUUGAUGGUAAGGCUGUGGAUGCCAAGCAGUACAGAGGGAUGAUUGGUAGUUUACUGUAUCUUACUGCAAGUAGGCCUGAUUUGUGUUUCAGUGUGGGUAUGUGUGCUAGGUAUCAGUCAAAUCCAAAAGAAUCACAUCUUGAAGCUGUUAAACGAAUUAUAAAGUAUGUGAAAGGGACUGUUGAUUUUGGGAUUUGGUAUUCUAAAGGAUCAAAUAAAGGCUUAGUUGGAUACUGUGAUGCAGACUAUGCAGGGAGUGUGACUGAUCGUAAAAUCACUAGUGGGGGAUGUUUCUUUUUGGGAAAUAAUAUCAUCGCUUGGUUGAGCAAGAAACAGAACUCAAUAUCUAUGUCCACAGCUGAAUCAAAAUAUAUAGCAAUGGGAAGCUGUGUACUCAGCUAUUGUGGAUGA
This is a messenger RNA of Camelina sativa (false flax), 1053 nucleotides long. The record is from RefSeq and is a predicted model, not a curated record. NCBI's taxonomy places the organism in Eukaryota, Viridiplantae, Streptophyta, Magnoliopsida, Brassicales, Brassicaceae.